ACCAAUGGGAUGCACGGCGGCUGGCGGAGGAUGGGCGGAGUGAGGCGCGUGUCUGCAGUGGAUUAAAGCAGCCAUCUUUUCGUUGUUGACUGGUGCCGGAGAAAGGACAAUCGUUUGGUUGUUUGAGGUUGUACGAGAUGGUGAAGAUAUUCAUUGGGAACCUUCCCCGGGAGGCAACUUCCGAGGAGAUCCAAUCGUUAUUUUCCCAAUAUGGAGAAGUGACGGAAUGCGCGAUAAUCAAGAAUUACGGGUUCGUUCACAUGAAGGACCGGAAGAGCGCAAAUGAAGCGAUUCGCAAUCUACAUCUAUACAAACUGCACGGCACUGCAGUUAAUGUCGAGGCAAGCAGAAACAAGAGCCAGGGUGCCACCAAGCUUCACGUGGCAAACAUCGACAAGUCCUGCACCAGCCAGGAUCUUCGGGCCCUGUUUGAAGACUACGGGACGGUCACAGAAUGCGACAUCGUGAAGAACUACGCCUUUGUGCACAUGGCAAAUUCCGACGAGGCCAUGGAUGCGAUUAAAGCACUAGACAACAGCGAGUUUCAAGGAAAACGGAUUCACGUACAGCUCUCCACCAGUCGUCAGCGUACUGAAGAGGAUGAUGGCUAUUACCAAGGAGGUCCUCCAGGGAGGGAGGGGUUUUGGCCCCCUAAAUGGCCCGGUGAGCGCCCAAAUCAUGGGCCUCCGGGCUUUUAUGGUCCUGGCAGAUUUAAUCACCCGCCACCAUAUCCACAUCCACCCCCACCGCCACCUCCCCCACGUCCUAGACCAGCCAUGUAUAUGGAGCGCUCAUCCUAUGAUGAUAGAAAUCGUGCUGGGGUGGUGGAUUACUAUGAGAAAUACAGGGCUCGUCCUUACGGCAUCACCUCCUAUGAGGAGAGGCGGAUGGCACCACUGCCCCCACCUCCGCCUCCCCCUCCCUCCAUGAUGAGAGACCGCUUAUCUACAUCAGCUCUUGAUCCUUAUGAGCGUCGCCCCCUACCACCUCCACCAGCAUCUGCUUCGUUUUAUCCACGUGACCGCAGUCCAAUUCGCAGACCACCUCCAGUCCCUGCGCCGCCUGUGGGUAAUGGGUAUGCAUACGAACGCACACGUCUGUCCCCUGUGUCCUCGCUGUCCAGAGGCUCGAUGUACGACAUGUCGCGGCCAAGGGAACCUUUUGCGGAGCGACCAUCACGAUUUUCGUACUAAUUCCAAGCAGCAUGAACUGGAAAGGUGAGAAAUGGAAGCUACCUGCUCUUUUUCCUCCGUUAUUUAUGUCCAUAAAGGGUGAUCUGGUGUUGACCAUUGUGUACUUUUAACCGAAAAGCAAUACUCUAUAAUGCGUGUUUUGACUAAAAUGUUUGAACCAAGCUGCCAAAGCAGGUCCUAAUUUCAGCGUGGAUAUUGCUAUAUGGGCUAUAUUUUUCUGUAAGGCUGCUCACCUGGAGAUCUUGCAUGUCUCUUUUCGACCUGAUGAUUGAUGUGAGUCCAUGAUGCUUUAAAUGAGCUUAUUUGUUUAAAAAAAAAAAAAAAAUUGUCCUGGGUGCCCAUCAUAAUAUUGAGCACUGUUGUUAGGAUAUGUUUCGGAGUGUGCUUGUCAAAAAAAUCAUGAAGUGCACUUGUGGGUCAAACUUUUAAUUGGACACCCUACACUGUCGGGUCUUAGAGUGAGUGAAAUUUGAUGCGCUUUAUAUUUUAAAAUCGUUUCUCCCUGUAAGAAGUUGAUUUGAAUUUGAUUUGCUCUCUUUUCAGGUUUAUAUUUACCGCACCAAGAUCCUCGUUUCCUGAUGCACGCGGCGCAGUAUCACCCAUUGUUUGAGGCAGCUCGCGUACCGCCUGCGACUAACAGGAAGAAUUGCGCAGACAUCUCGUCGUUCAUAAACGCUUUUAAUAUCGUUCU
Erpetoichthys calabaricus (reedfish) is the source of this 1884-nucleotide messenger RNA. It is a transcript of the gene rbm4.3, whose product is annotated as RNA binding motif protein 4.3. The transcript is spliced from 3 exons. The record is from RefSeq and is a predicted model, not a curated record. Gene Ontology annotation, molecular function: mRNA binding. Bases 138 to 1193 code for a protein of 351 amino acids. Gene Ontology annotation, cellular component: cytosol. NCBI's taxonomy places the organism in Eukaryota, Metazoa, Chordata, Cladistia, Polypteriformes, Polypteridae.